This is a messenger RNA of Myotis lucifugus (little brown bat), 2104 nucleotides long. It is a transcript of the gene PAFAH1B1, whose product is annotated as platelet activating factor acetylhydrolase 1b regulatory subunit 1. Bases 536 to 1768 code for a protein of 410 amino acids. NCBI's taxonomy places the organism in Eukaryota, Metazoa, Chordata, Mammalia, Chiroptera, Vespertilionidae. The transcript has 11 exons. Gene Ontology annotation, molecular function: protein binding. The record is from RefSeq and is a predicted model, not a curated record.
UAGAGCGGCGGGGCGGCGGCGGCGGCGGCGUCUGGCGGCCGAGAUAGCGAGUGAGCGAGCGAACGAGUAGCGACCCCGGGGUCUAGGGAGCGAAAAAGAGAAGAAGGGGAGCGCUCGGGCGCGAGCGAGAGAAACCGCGAGCGCCGGGCCUGGGUUCGCGCCCCGGAACGGCUGAGGAGCUGCCGCUCCCCUCCCCCUCCCCGGGCCCGGGCCCAGCGCGCCAUCCUCCCCUCCCUCCUCCCCUCCUUCCCUCCUUCCUCCUUUCCUCUCCCCCUCCCCCUCCCCGGUGGAUGGGAGUGAAGGACGGAAGAGUGCGCCUGCGGAGGCGGCGGUGCAGCGCUCGGGUGGAAUGAAUCUUACUUGCUGAAUAUCUCCUGGUUACUGGUUGAAUUCACUUAUAAAAGAAUCAUCUUCUCCUGCGUGGAAGUCACUUAGUGGAAUAUUUAAUUACAAAUCCAGGGAUUGCAAAGCCUUUUGAUUUCCCAGAGGAAGGGGACAUACCACUAUAUCAAAUAAGCUUGACAUUACAGCCAAAAUGGUGCUGUCCCAAAGACAACGAGAUGAACUAAAUCGGGCUAUAGCAGAUUAUCUUCGUUCAAAUGGUUAUGAAGAGGCAUAUUCAGUUUUUAAAAAAGAAGCUGAAUUAGAUAUGAAUGAAGAAUUAGAUAAGAAAUAUGCUGGUCUUUUGGAAAAAAAAUGGACAUCUGUUAUUAGAUUACAAAAGAAGGUUAUGGAAUUAGAAUCAAAACUAAAUGAAGCAAAAGAAGAAUUUACAUCAGGUGGGCCUCUUGGUCAGAAACGAGACCCAAAAGAAUGGAUUCCCCGUCCACCAGAAAAAUAUGCAUUGAGUGGUCAUAGGAGUCCAGUCACUAGAGUCAUUUUCCACCCUGUGUUCAGUGUUAUGGUCUCUGCUUCAGAGGAUGCUACAAUUAAGGUGUGGGAUUAUGAGACUGGAGAUUUUGAACGAACUCUUAAGGGGCAUACAGACUCUGUACAGGAUAUUUCAUUUGACCACAGUGGCAAGCUUCUGGCUUCCUGUUCUGCAGAUAUGACCAUUAAACUAUGGGAUUUUCAGGGCUUUGAAUGCAUCAGAACCAUGCACGGCCAUGACCACAAUGUUUCUUCAGUAGCCAUCAUGCCCAAUGGAGAUCAUAUAGUGUCUGCUUCAAGAGAUAAAACUAUAAAAAUGUGGGAAGUACAAACUGGCUACUGUGUAAAGACAUUCACAGGACAUAGAGAGUGGGUACGUAUGGUGCGGCCAAAUCAGGAUGGCACUCUGAUAGCCAGCUGUUCCAAUGACCAGACUGUGCGAGUAUGGGUCGUAGCAACAAAGGAAUGCAAGGCUGAGCUUCGAGAACAUGAGCAUGUGGUAGAAUGCAUUUCCUGGGCUCCAGAAAGCUCAUAUACUUCCAUCUCUGAAGCAACAGGAUCUGAGACUAAAAAAAGUGGCAAGCCUGGGCCAUUCUUGCUAUCUGGAUCCAGAGACAAGACUAUUAAGAUGUGGGAUGUCAGUACUGGCAUGUGCCUUAUGACCCUUGUGGGUCAUGAUAACUGGGUACGUGGAGUUCUGUUCCAUUCUGGGGGCAAGUUUAUUUUGAGUUGUGCUGAUGACAAAACCCUACGUGUAUGGGAUUAUAAGAACAAGCGAUGCAUGAAGACCCUCAAUGCGCAUGAACACUUUGUUACCUCCUUGGAUUUCCAUAAGACGGCACCAUAUGUGGUUACUGGCAGUGUAGAUCAAACAGUAAAGGUGUGGGAGUGCCGUUGAUUGAGUCUCUUUUGGCCCCUCCUCCUGAUUUUCCUCUGGAUGCACUCUGAUGAUACCAUGGUUACCCUAUUGAGCUCUGUUUAAAUAAAUAUUGUCCUUUCAUGUAAAUUAUUCUGGAUGUAGAUUGAGCUUAUUAAAUGUUACACACAAAGUAUUCAUGCAUGGUGAAUCCAAAUUGUAUACUGUAAAUUUACAUACGUUGUCUAGAAGUACCAUAGGGUUUAAAAACCUGGGCUGGCAUUGGUCACACCAGGCCUAAGAAGGCAGAAAUUGAAUAAUUGAACUAGGGCACUAAGCUGAAUAAAUUGACAGUGUCAUUUUAUGUUGGAUUAUUAA